Messenger RNA from Dioscorea cayenensis subsp. rotundata (Guinea yam), 600 nucleotides. Its product is annotated as LRR receptor-like serine/threonine-protein kinase GSO1. The record is from RefSeq and is a predicted model, not a curated record. NCBI's taxonomy places the organism in Eukaryota, Viridiplantae, Streptophyta, Magnoliopsida, Dioscoreales, Dioscoreaceae. The transcript has a single exon. Bases 1 to 600 code for a protein of 199 amino acids. Gene Ontology annotation, molecular function: protein binding.
AUGCCGAGUCAACUCGGAAAGCUAAAUCAAGUCAUUUACCUCAACUUCAUGGCCAAUAAACUUCAAGGUACAAUUCCAAAGUCUUUUGGAAGACUUGUAAGUCUUCAGAAUCUUGAUUUAUUUGUGAACCAGCUCACAGGCUCUGUUCCAGAAGAACUCAGUGAGUUAAGUGAGUUGGUGUUCUUAGUCUUGUUUGGAAACCAGCUUUUCGGGCCAUUGUCAAGGAAGCUCUGCCAGAACUCUUCAAAGUUGGAGCACUUGCUUCUUUGUGCCAACAACUUCACUGGAGAAAUUCCUUUGAGUUUAGUGUCAAGUCAAUCUCUGAAGCAGUUGGACUUGGCCAAUAACAACCUCAGUGGUUUGAUUCCAUCAGAGCUCGAUGAGCUUUUGAACUUCACUAAUCUCCUUCUCAACAACAACAGCUUCUCUAGCACCAUUCCCAGGAGUCUAGGUAAUCUCAACAGCCUUCAAACACUCACAUUGUACCACAAUGAGCUCAGAGGAAGAAUCCCUGAAGAAUUAGGCAUACUGUACAACUCACUCCAUGGAAACGGCGGAGAAGAAACGAAGGAAAUGAUGAAGGAGAAGAGAGGAGGCUGA